Messenger RNA from Aptenodytes forsteri (emperor penguin), 463 nucleotides. RefSeq names its product betacellulin (gene BTC). Lineage: Eukaryota; Metazoa; Chordata; Aves; Sphenisciformes; Spheniscidae. The record is from RefSeq and is a predicted model, not a curated record. Gene Ontology annotation, biological process: positive regulation of mitotic nuclear division; epidermal growth factor receptor signaling pathway; positive regulation of cell population proliferation. The transcript has 3 exons. Bases 47 to 463 code for a protein of 138 amino acids.
CGCCAACAUCACUGACAGCCACGGCACGGAGGGGCUCGCCUGCGGCAUGGCUGAGAACUGCACAGGGAACGUGACGCAGCUGAGGCGGCAGGGUCACUUCUCCAGGUGCCCAGAGGAGUACAAGCACUACUGCAUCAGAGGGAGAUGCCGCUUCCUCGUGGCCGAGAAGGCACCGGCCUGCGUGUGCGAGCGAGGCUACACGGGGGCUCGCUGCGAGAGGGUGGACAUCUUCUACCUGCGAGGCGACCGGGGCCAGAUCGUGAUCAUCUCCUUGAUCGCCGCCAUCGUCACCCUCAUCGUCCUCAUCGUCUGCGCCUGCCUUUGCAGUCAGUACGUUGGGGGACAGGGCGAGGGGCGGGAAGGGAAGGGGCAGCCCUGGAUUGGGAGCGAAUCCUGCCCACCUCCGCCGGCUUGGGGCAAGUUGAAUUUGGGCUGCCCUGUUCAGGUGGGACACGGCCUCUGA